Pocillopora verrucosa is the source of this 4937-nucleotide messenger RNA. The record is from RefSeq and is a predicted model, not a curated record. NCBI's taxonomy places the organism in Eukaryota, Metazoa, Cnidaria, Anthozoa, Scleractinia, Pocilloporidae.
GGCGUGGAUAAGUAGCUUUACAAUCUUUUAGAGAACCAAAAUAUAACAUCAUUUUUUAAUUUCGUCGAAAUUUGUUCGAAGAAAAAUUUUUGGAAAAUCGAGGAGACGUCGACAAACUGCAGAGUAACUCUGUGACGUUCCAUAAGGUAUUCAGAGACAAACUACAGAACCAUUCAAAGAAAACCAGCAGCAACUCAGAGAAACUUGGCUGCUGUUGGCCCACUGGAUCCGAAAAAACUUUCAAACACUUUCCCCAGAAACUCGCUUUCGGGUGAGCGUUCAUGGUUAGGAGACAAACUUAUCGAUGAACAAAGUUACUGCCGUUUGCCUACAAGAGAAUAUGGCCUUCUUCCAUUUGAACGUGACCUUGCUGAAAGAAAUCUCAGAGUUGCAAAUUACCGACUUUCCAACGAGCGACAAAAGCAAAGAAAUCAAGGAACUAUGGAAACUAGAGAUCAGCAAAACAACACGGAACAUGUGCACGAGGAACCGAUUCAGUCUAGCCCCCGACUGAGCUCGAAAUUACCCUUGGAUCGUCGCAGUAGUGGGGAGGACGGUACGAGAGUCCAUUCUCAUCUUAACGGAAACGCACAUCACCAAGACAACGUUAGCCAAGACAGUAACUCUGAAAACGAAGACAAACAUGGACAUGAGGCAGCCAAUAAUUACACGAGCAGUUCUAAUGUCGAUGACGAUCGUGGUGGUGGUGACGACGAUAAUACUGAUGAUUAUGAUGUCAUUAGCAACAACGAAGAAAGCAGUGAGAACAAAGACGGUGACGUAGUUAAUGACGAUGACAAUGAUGAGAACUGUGAUAAAAACUGUGGAAUUGAAUAUCUUAAUAAUCAUGAAAGUAGCAAUAAUUACGAUGAUGAAGAAAACUUUGCCAGCAACAAUGGUGUUUGUGCUGAGAGUUUCAACAUUCAAGCCCCUCUAUGCCCAAAAGAAGACGAAACUUUUGUGGAGUCAGAUGAAACCGAUGAGUCUCUAACUGAAGAAUUAAACGCCAGCUUGCUAUGUAACUCACAGUGCAGCAUUGGUGAAGACACAGGCAACUCUAGUACUGAGAACAAUGAUGGAAGCGUGGCCAGUAGUAGUAGCAAUAAUGACAGUUCUUGUGAAAAUUCCAACACCAGAAGUGACAAGAAGAAAACUAAAGACCUGCAAAAACCUAGCAGCUAUAGAGUAGGAAAUAAUGGCGAGCUUUCAGUGAAAAGAGAUAGUGAAGCAACAAGUCAAGGAGCAAGACCAAAGAUUCUUGCGAAGAAUCCAGUGUUUUUUAACGCAUUUGAAACAAACUGCCAUAAUGGGAAGAUACCAUCCUUGGAGACAACUGGUAUUAAUCAAAACUUUCUCGCCCGGCACUCAACAGAUCCGAGUCUUCCACAGAGCUCGUUUGCAAAAACUUAUGACAUGCCACCUAGCAACAAGAAUACAAACGAUUGGACUCAACACUCUAUAAGCAGUAAAAGCAGUUCCUCCUCACUUUGGAACCUUCACCGUUCACCGGCUCCAGAAAGAAGUGGGUUGAUGCUAGAGAAUGCAUAUUUCAGGGGGUUGAGUUCAUGGUAUAGAGAUCCAAUGCCAGUGAAUUACCAACCUGUAACACCAAUGACGGGACAGAUCCCCAGCGCCAGUGGCUUCAGCCGAGACGUUGACUCGUUUAACUGGGAUGAAAACCUGCCAAGUAACAAACAUCAAACAGGCUUUUCAAGUUUUGAAGACUUUUUUAUAGGAAAUGAGACUCCGACAGCAUCACCUUUACUUGGAGUCAGACCAUUGGCGCCCGCUGUGAGAUAUCCAACCGUCACCGCACCAAAUUUUCCUACCACCACUUGGCAGUUCUCUUCAAGCACGACUUCAGGAAGUGUAGCCCCAGUUACUUCUACUUAUGAUGUGUUUAGCAGUCAUGAACAAGAACGCGUAGGGGACUUCAACAGGUCCAGGCCCUCCCAAGGAGAUACCCAAGCUAAUAGUGGUUUGACUUCAUCAGAAAUGGUUCAUUCAGAGAGGCGAGAGGAAAGCUUGAGGAGCCAUGGCCCUUUCAAUUAUCAACAGGAAGGUUCUUGUGCUUCAGUAUCGCUCAGGGACCCUUCACUGGUUUCUCUAGAAAAACAAGUGGCUGAAAUCGAUAGAGUUCUUAAAGAGCGAGAAGAGAGGACCAAAAAGCAGAGAGAGGCAGCACAAAGACUUAGGGAUACAAGAGAAAAAAGGCAAAGAGAAGCGAGAGAAAGGAAAGAGAGAGAAGAGACGGAAAGGAGAGAACAAGAAGAGAGAGAAAGGAGGGAAAGGGAAGAGAGAGAGAUGAGAGAAAGAGAAGAGAGAGAAACGAGAGAGAGAGAGGAACGAGAAAAUAGAGAGAGAAUGGAAAGAGAAUUGGAAGAGCGAAGAGAAACGGAAACAAGAGUGAGAGAAGACAGAACCGCAGAAGAGAGCCUUUCACUUCAGGAGACUCCACAAUGGCAGUGUGAACAUUACCAGCGGAGAUGUAGUGUCAAGUUUCCAUGUUGCGGAGUGUUUUAUUCGUGCCACCGCUGUCACAAUUUAUCGGGGACAUGCCCUACUGAUGAUAAGAAGGCACAUCAUGCGACGCAUGUCAAGUGCGGAAAUUGUGGACACGAAGAAGAGAUAAAUGAAGGAAGUCACACCUGUAGACGCUGUGGAAUAAAAAAAUCCGAAUAUUUCUGCCCGAAGUGUAAGCAUUUUACAGGAGUUGAUAAGAACCCCUUUCACUGCGAGAAGUGUGAAAUCUGCCGCAUUUACAAGGACAGAUCAUUUCACUGCGACGUGUGCAAUGUUUGCUUGGACAAGCGACUGGAGGGAAAACACAAAUGUCGGCCGAAUUCAGGACAUGACGAGUGUUGCAUCUGCUUGGAGGACGCGUUUAGCGGUUGUCAGAUCCUGCCAUGCUCACACAAGGUUCACAGGGAGUGUGCCAUUGCAAUGGUACAGAAUGGCGUACGUAAUUGUCCAAUAUGCCGCCACCCUUUGUAUGGACAGCUCCAGCAGUAACUUCAUGAAACAGAGGAUCCAAGCCAAGAUGGCGAAUACAGGCUAGAAUUCUUUAUUACCGAGUGCUUAUACUAUUAGCAUCACGGAAUGUGUACUUUGCGUUGAUUGCCAACUUUUCAUCUAAUGUUGACUGCUGUCACUUAUUUUGUAAUCAAUUUGGAUUCAGCACUAAAAGGAGAAUGAAGGUAGAAUAUUUUUGCCAGAUUGCAAAUGCUUCAGAAAGUUUUAACAACACUUACAAGAUAAGAAAAAUAGCAAACAAAAUAAAAUGCUCACGCCUGAUGAAAAGCAAAAAUAGAUGAAUGGUUAAGGUUACUUCCCACCUUCACAAGCCGAUAAAAUCGUUUUUUCUUUUAUCUGACUAACUUGAAGUCAGAAAUUUUCCCUGACGUCUACAAAAAAAUUUGAAAAUACCUCAAAAAGCGUCCAAGUUAUUUAGAAAAACGUAGCUUCAAAUGAGUUACUUUAUCAGAAAGGAGUCAUAAUCUCGUAAAUGGGCGAAUUCCCUGAGGAAAGUUUUCGCGGCAACAGCUCAUCUCAGAGUUCGUAUUUCUUUCAUUAUUUAAGUACCAGCCUUGAUACAAUAAUAUCAACAAUCGCCUCGAAUCGUUAUUCUUAAAUCAUAAAAAACCUACCCAAGGAAAGUCAUUUUAGCAAUAAGGGUAUUCCUUAAGCUGUCUGUCGAUUUGUUGUCUUAGUUUUCGGUACAUUUUCCGGCUCUACCCUUUUUUCUGCGGGUUUUUCCUUUGCCUUUGGCAACUUUGCCUAUUAUUGUGUCGUCCUCCUCAACGCUCCACCAAGCGAGAUUGAAAAAAAGUGUGCGCAAUGCAAUACUUUUCCCGUCCUGGCGUACCACUUGAUGAAAAUAUGUCUUGGUGUGCCAAUUAACGAAAAUUUACCCAAUUGGUCCAACUGGGCCAAGUGACCCAACUGACUCAACUGACCCAACUGACCCAAAUGAAUAAAAAAUUACGACGUCUGGAAAUUAGGAAUGAAGUCGUUGUCAGGGGAGAUGGAAAUUGUUUUUACCAGACUGUUGCUCUCUAGAAGCAUAAAACAAGCGAUGAAAAUCAAGAGGAAAUCCCCUGGUCAUAUGGUAGUUUGUUUGAGAAAAAUCCAAAGGUUUUUCAGCUGCAACUUUUCUCCUUGAACUCUUAGGAAGAUCUUGUUAUAAAAAAGCAAGAUAACGCGAACUCCGGCAGAAACUGUGGCAUCAAUUCAGUUGUGCAUCACUCCUUAGCGACCUAGUCUUACCUACUCAUCGUCUCAGAAGAAAGGUUUAAGUUUUUAGCCAAUUAUCAACGCUGAUUCGUUUUCAUUGAUCACAAAAAAGAAGUAAUGUUGGUGUUUAAUCACUUGAAUGUACCACGGUUAUAUUGAAUGUUCAAGCACACCAUUUCAAUCUUCAGCUGCCUCGAGGUAGCUGUUGUAGCUAGCGAUCUUUUGUAUUACUAAGCAGAGAAAAAAGCUGGAAGUAGACUUAACAGAUGUCAAACAGAAAAAGAAAAAAUAAAGACUGAGAAGGCUUUGUCAAGUUAUUGCUUGGCGAUUUAUGGCUUGCAUUUCUGAAUUUCGAGGCCAUUUAAACCUUGCGUUUAAAGUAUUUACUCUAUUGUUGAUUGAUGCCUUGAGAAUAAGAUUAUGCAGCCAUUCUGCUCUUGCUGCGGCAUUCGAUACGCGAAAGGUUCGAUAAAUUAAUUUUUUAUCGUAGACUGAUGUUAUUAUACUUUCUUCUAACAUCUAGUUUGCUAAGAUUUUGUAGAAUAUUACACGGGUACGAAUUUCUUCUGAUGGACGCCCGUAAAGGUGGGAAGUAACCUUAAUAGGUCACUAGUCGACACAGGCAACCGAUUAUUGAGAAAGAUUCUGCUCUUUUAUCACUAAACUGAGCUUAAAGAUUGUAGGCCAUGAAAACUACUCCUUAA